This is a messenger RNA of Ruditapes philippinarum (Manila clam), 3733 nucleotides long. RefSeq lists its product as uncharacterized. The record is from RefSeq and is a predicted model, not a curated record. Bases 199 to 1092 code for a protein of 297 amino acids. The transcript is spliced from 9 exons. NCBI's taxonomy places the organism in Eukaryota, Metazoa, Mollusca, Bivalvia, Venerida, Veneridae.
CAAUUGUGUUUUUAUAAACGUUUUUAAGAUGUGAAUGAAUGUCAAUCAAGCCCAUGUCAAAAUAACGCCGAAUGUGUUGAUGACGUAAAUAGGUACACUUGCACGUGUAAAGAAGGUUACGAAGGUGUCCAUUGUGAAUCUGAUAUAGAUGAAUGUCAAUCCAGCCCGUGUCAGAAUGAUGCCGAAUGUAUUGAUGCAAUGAACGGAUACACUUGUAGAUGCACAGCUGGAUACGAAGGCAUCAAUUGUGAGACAGUCACGAAUGUUCCAAUAAGAAGGAAAUCUAUGCAGUUUGUAUUCCGAAUUGACGUCACUGACAUUGAUCUUUCUAGUGCUGACAUUCUAGCAAGUGUUUCAGGGGAGAUAUCCCAGUACUUUAAAGAUAGUGUUGGUGAAUCAUUCCGGCGUAUAAUGGAUGUUCUGCUAAGCCCUGGAAGCCUGGUCGCAGACUUUGUAGCCGAGUAUGAAGAUAACGAGGUAACUGCUAGUGACUUCACCAAAGCUAACGUUGAUUUAAUCACUGGUGAAAAGACAAUUAAACUCCUAAAUCAAACGAUGUCACCUUCAACUAUAAAAGUUGGCGACAAGAAAGUGGCGUCUGAGACGGGUCCGACGGAAACUAUCAUUUGUGAAAUAUUUCUUGAGGUCAAUGGAGAAUGUCCUGCGGAAGAACAUUGUGUUGUGGAGACGAGAAUACCUGCAUGCGUAAAAGAGGACCAACAAUUUGGACUGACAUUUGUGGUCGUGGUGAUAGUUUGUGUUUUUGCCGCUGUCAUCUUAAUCAUGUUCAUUAUCUGCUUUCCAAUACGUGGAUACAGACUCCGAAAACAGAAACGGAAACGUGAUCAUCACAUCGGAUCUCAAAUAUUAGAACAGGACGGCGAGUGGUCGUAUCACAGAACAGUACCAUCGUUCAGUUCAUCUUCGGGAUUAAAGCAUCAUGGACGGGGAUAUAUAUCCAACCAAGGUCACGCAGAGCAUGGAUUCUAUCCUUAUGCUUCUAGAUAUAUCAGUAGAGGAAGAAGCGGUGAACAGGAUCCCACUUUACCAUAUUCAUUGUCCCAUAAAGUUAACCCUAUUUAUAACUGGUGAAACAUAGACAAUUUGUUUAGUAUUUAUCGCUGUAAUGCUUAUAAUUUGCUAGAAUGAUGAAAAGUGAAAUCCGUGUUCCUAUAAUAUUCGAUAAAUGAUAACAAAAUCUUUUUGCCGCUAAUUAAUCGACCAGCAACGAAGGCUGCAACUAUCCGAUUUAAUAAAAGUAAAUGAAACCCGAAUUUUAGUUUUCAUUGUUAUAAACAUUCUUUAUUGCGAGUGCAAUAUCUAUGGAAAUGAACGUUAUUUAACUUUUUUAUUAUAUGUUUCAACUUGUAAAUGUAAUUUUUGCACGUAAAAUAUUUUAUGGACGAAAUGGUUUCUAAGAUAUUAUAAUGCAACAGCUGUUGUCAGUAACAUCUUUAACUGAUACGCAGCGUGGUUUUCCUGCGCAUUUACGAUUCUUAGUGUCACAUAUUGUAGAUAAAGGAAAUCAUAUAUUUUGUCAGCUUGAAUUUCACGAUCGUAGCAUUGCGUUUACAUCUAAAACAAUUUUCAUCAUAUUGCAAAGAUUUCUGUUGUUUAAUAUUUAGCUUGAUAAAAGUGUUAAAGUUAAAGUGUUUACGGAUUUCGACGAUUUUGAGAUCACAAAUAUUUUUCUUUGUUGGACGGAAUAGUGAACCACUUGGAGGGGGGGGGGGGAAUUGAUUGAUUGCUGCAGCUGAGAAUGUUUCAUACUUUCACAGUUUGUGUUGACGCUCACCAUUUAAUAUAUAAAGCAGUUAAGUAUUUUCGUUAAGCUAAUAUUUCAAAGUUUAUGUUGACCCUCACUGUUGAAAAUAUAAAGCAGUUAGGUAUUUUCGUUUUGCUUGUCAUUAAAUCUAAUGUUGUUCUAAACUGUCUGGAAAAUAAUUUAAGUUUGCCGAAAAGUACCCGAGAGACUUUUUUACUUUUUAAUUCUGAGUUUUUCCGAACAAGUAUCCGAGGCUUUGCGGUUUUUUUACUUGUCUCAUUUAUAGGAGUUACGGACUAGCAUCAUUGCUAGUCCUAUAUUAUUCAUUCAGUUUUCAACAUGUCAUUUGCAGACAAGUUGUUCCGGGACUAAUUUUAUUAUAUUCAUUCAAUUUGUGUUUUAUUUCUGUUUAAAAUAAAUACAGCUAUUGACAAUAUACAUUUUGAAAAUCAAAACAAAGCUCUUACACUGACAAAGCGCUAAUCAAGUUUACUAAACAAAAAAAGUUAUACAUUGUCAUCAGUGCUCAUGAAUUAUAUGUAAAACGAUUGUUAAACGAAAAUGAGUUUAUGAAGUGUUGUAUGAAUUGGUAUAUUCUGUCUUAUACCAUGUUUCCCUUUUGUUGACUUAUUAACAUACUUACAUGUACAUGUUUCUAAAACAUUUCUCUUUUUUUUUUGUGUUUCUCAAUAUCUUAGUUUCAAACGUAUUGUAUUUUGUUUAUGUUUACAGUAUGUAAAGAACAAUAAAAAUGCAGCAAACGUCAUAUAUUUACAUUUAGUUUUGUUUCAUGAGUGAGUUCAUAAACAUUUAUGUUUUAUUUUAGUGUCGAUACCUGAAUAGCCUUAUUAUGUUUUGUUUUUGUCAUGUACUUUCUGAAUUCAUGGGAACACUUCUAGUUCUAUUUUAAAUGUCUUAAUCGCAAUAUCCAUUUAACCAUAUCUUAAUUAUUGUGUGUACUUUUAAGAGGUCGUGUAAACACGUCUCCCAUCUAUAUCUAACAUCUCAUAGAAAAUAAUUCCAAUUUGAAAUCAAAUGCCUUCAUCGGCAACUGAAAUGGCAAAAGGGUGGCAUGUGCUUUUAUCAUAAUUACUAAAAAUGUUACUAAACAUUGAUAUGCAGCGACAUCAGCGGUCACAAUCUAUGAUAUAAAUUUUAAAAUAAACGUUUUGUUUACGAAAACGAUUUGAUAGAUAUGGUUAUAUACAAAUACUUUGUAAGUAAACAUCAGUCAUAUUUAAUGUUGAAUUCGUAUAUGCUGUCUAAUCAUGUUUCCGUUUUGUUGAUUUAAGAAUAAAUUUAAAUACUACUUAAGCGAAGUCAUACAAUAGUUCGCUUUUAUUUGUUGUUAGUCUUCGUGCCUUAGUUAUCACUCAAAUGCUUCAUAUUCUGUUAAAGUGUACAACUCUUAAAAACAAUUUGAAAAAUGCUAAAAUAUAGCAAAGGUCAUAUAAGGGCAACAAGUUUUGUUUUCUGAAAGUGUACAUGAACAGUCAUGUUUUCUUAUAGUAAGAGUAUAAACCUCAGUGCCAUAUCAUGUUUUGUUUUGUUUUGUUUUUAUGUAUGUGUACAAAUAAAGAAUGUCUUAAUUAUUAUAAUUCCACUAGACUAUAGGAUAUUUAUAUUAAAGUAAUUUGAUAUGUCUUUAUAAACCUCCGUAUUUGCUCUCUUUCUAUGUUAGUAAUAGGACGGUUUCUAUGAAAUAUUUGUAUCGGAAUUAAGAAACGUUUGGCACAUCGCAACAAGUAAAGACUUUAUCUAUGUCUUAUACUUUCCUGACCUCUUGAGAGAUAAUUUUGCAUCUAAAAUGACAUUAUGUCCAUCAAAGGGUAUAUAGUGAAUUUAAGAUUUGUUUCGCAUGAACGAUAAAUAACUUACCUGGCUCAAGGAAAGUUCUAUCUAAAAUUACAUGUAUCGUUCAAUUUAUAAAAAGAGUGGAACAGCAUUUUUAUAUUUUCAGCAGAUUUA